UCUGCCAUCUAAUCUCAAAAUUUAAUAAUAAAAAAAUUAAAAUCACAAAAGUGUGUUAAAGGUACUGGUUAGACUUGAAUUGAGUGCGAAAUAAGGGCGACCGCUAAUAAUUCCAUAAAGAGACUUCCCAGUUAUAAAAAUUCUAAAAUCACAUUAAAUAUUUGUGGCCUUUCCGUUAACAUUUAACCGCUAUGUGUGCUCUGCUGGCCAUGCAAAGUAGGCGCAUGCGCUUCACCCCCAAAAUGUUGAGUCUCUGCGAUACAGCAGUCAACAUGUGCCAUAAAUAUUAACCGCUUUUCCCUGCUGGCCGUGCGUGUGGGUGCAUUCCGCUCUCCGCAGCACCGCUCUGCGUUCGUUCUCCCGCUUCCGUUCGGCACCUCCAGCGCUCAGUACGGCACCAGGCUUCGACGGAAGUGGAACAAACCAAGCGGAAACAGACUCACGCGACAACAAAACCGAACCGUACCGAACAGAGCUCGAAUAUGGAAAACUUUUGCCCAGUACCGAUAUAGCACUGAUAAACGCAACUCGAAGUGAACUUUAUGAAUGGCCAUGACUAAUUACAGUCAAGCAGCAGCAGCCACAGUCGAUGUGUAAACUUGAGUGGUGGAGGUUACCCGCUUUUGCAGCGAAAGAUUGCCGUGUGUUUCGGUAUCUGUAUCUGUAUCUGUCGGUGUCUCAUUUGAGCGGCUCGAAUGAUCCGCCUGUAAUUAUGACUGCGUGAAGAAAUCAAUAAGUGGAGGAUGGCCAGCAAGCCCAUGAGCACCAGCUGCCAAAGCAUUGCGACGGCGGCCAGCAGUGCGGCUACCACGGCAGCAGCGGUAUCCAUCUCGGCCUCCAAUGCCACCUCCGUGGGCUCCCUCAUGGCCGCCGCCUGCCAGCAGGAGCAGCAGCAGCAGCAGCAUCCCAAGCAGCACUAUGCCCAGUCGCAGCAGCAGCAGCAACACCUCUAUCAUCAGAGCCAUCAGCAAGGGUCGCACUAUGUCAAUGGCACCGGCAGCUUGGGCAGGCUUAAGUUUCACAAGAGUCUCGAUGCCAGCGACGAGGAAAUCGAGUAUGCGCAGCUAUCACGUUCAACCCAUAUCCUGGGGCGUCAUAAGUCAGAGCGAUAUCUGGCCUCCAAUCUGGACGAGGAUCGAAGACGCCGCACCAUUAUCGUUGAGAAAAAGAACAACUCGUAUGGGUUCACGCUGCAGAGCUAUGGGAUUCACUACAAACGGGAUGAGGAGCUGGAAAUGAUCACGUACGUUGACUACGUGGAGUAUGGUGGUCCGGCCUAUCGAGCUGGCAUGCGUGAGGGCGACGUAAUCCUCUCCAUCAACGGAAAGGAUAUGGAGAAGGCGGACCACAAGACCAUCGUCGAAUUCAUUAAGCAAUGUGACACCAGGAUGCGGAUGGUAGUUCUAUUCGAGGACUGUGUGAGGAAGGUGGAUCUCCACAUGCGCUACAUCCAGCUGCAGAGCAUGUUGCAGCAGAAGAUGAACGAGCUGGAGAGGGUGCACCUGAGGGAGCGUGAGUUAUUGGAGGGCAAGUGGAAGACGCACAGUUUGCCGGCGCGUAAGAAGGCCAAUGCGAACACAUCGCCCAGCGAUGGGGAAGGAGUAUCACCCACAGAGGUGGGUGGUGAAGCAGGCUUCUACCGACCCGCCCUGUCCACCGAGGAUGUGCCUAACAUUGCGACCCGCCAGCAUGGGGUGGGUGGUCCUGGCAUCAUACCUCCUCCCGCUCAAUUUAUGCUCACCUACCACUACCUGGAUCCCACAUACCGCUACGUCCUGCGACCCACGCACGGCAGCUCAGAGGAAUUUGUAGACGGAUUGGGUCUUCAGCGGAGCAGCAGUGAUCACCAGCCACCGGCACAGCGCUAUAUCCUCCAGCGAACCGAGUCCGUGGAUGCCAAUUCGAUGACCCAACCCACAACAACGGCUCCUACCCAAUAUCACAGCACCACCGGUGGAUCGGUGAAGCCACCCGCACCACCUCCUCGCACCUGUGAAAAGCAUAAGCCACCGGCUAAACCACCAAAGACCGAGAAAGAGAAGUCCUCGGGCAAGCAUUGUCAUGUGGGACACUCGUGCAAUCCCUGCUUGGGUCACUUUCGCUGGAAGUCGGCGGAGAAGUCAGCAGCUGCGGCGCCGGAUAACGUGAGCUUGGAUGCCUAUGACCUGGCCAGUCCCUGCUGCGAUACGCAUUGUGUGCCCACGAGAAGACGCCAUCGCCAGCACAAGGAGCACACGCAUAAGCACAAGCAUCGGGACAGGGAACGGGUGGAGAGCAAGGAGCAGAGAGUCAGACCCAAGUCCACAUCCCAUGCCUCACCCAAUGGGAACGGGGCUGCAGCAUCUGGACAUCACCACCAUCACCAUCAUCACCAUCAUAGCCAUGAGCAGCAGCAGCAGCAGCAACAUCAGCAGCAGCAGCAGCAAUCACUACAGCAACAGCCCAUGCAGGCUGUUCCGCACCACCAUCACUAUGCCCACCAGAUGCACAAUCCCUGCCAGGUGCAAUCCCAAACGGGCAGCACCCGAUCUCGCUACUUCGACUUGGCCUCCGGCCUAGCCAGCCACUGCAGUUUGCACUCCUGCACCUCGAGUGAGUUUGCCACCGGAGAUACUGCUUCAUACACCACAUCCAUAAGCACGGAUACUUUGUUUUGGGAUCCCAAAAGCGAGACGGGUCAGUCGCGACAGCACUCCACAAAAUCCAGGCAGUCCUACGAGCAGCAGCCGCAACAGCAGCAGCCAACGAACCAGGGACACCAUCACCAUCAUCAUCAUCACCAGGGGGACUACCACCAACGAUAUCAUGUGACCACUACUCAAAUGCAACCGCAGCAGAUCUAUCCCAAUACUAUAGCCUAUGUUCAGAAACCCAAAUCCUGGGACAAUCUCGCCAACAAGGCGGGCUUUAAUGUGGGCUACGGUUACCUGGACACAGUGGCAGUGAAACCAGCCAUAAAAAUGCAGAUUGCCCAGCAGCGUCACUCGAUGCCGCGUAGAAACCCGUAUGGCAGAUACUCUACUUAUGGCGAUGUGGAAAACUAUGCCCCACCGCCCACCGAGUUUGUGGGCGAGCUGACCACCACCACCACGACUACAAUUACGGCCAAGUCCACGGAGGAGCUGUUGGCCGCCUGCGAUUGCUUGACGCCCCAGCAACAGGCUGCUAUUAAGGCGGCCCAGUACCAACUCAGUCAGAAUCAGAAGCUGUCCCACCAGAACUCCUGCCAGCUGGGAUACUACUCGCAUCUGCCGCGACCCACCACUGAUGUCGGCACCUCCACCACCAGUCAGCAGGUGCACGGGGCAGGCGAUGUCCAGACCACUUCGGAGGCCACCAGAUUGUAGGUCACCCUUGUCUAGGCCGCCAAGAGAUCCGUCUCAAGAAUAAUACGAGUGCACUAUGGGUAGGAUGAUGAUGAAAUAGUUUCUAGGUGUUCAGUUAAUAGAGGUUUAAAACUAAAUGUUAUAAUUUUAAAUGAGAUAGAAUUGAAUGAGUAUAGACAAAAUAUUUAAUAGAGUAAAAGUCGAAUCGACAUCGAUCAAUUUUAA
This is a messenger RNA of Drosophila santomea, 3551 nucleotides long. RefSeq lists its product as uncharacterized. The transcript is spliced from 3 exons. The coding region runs from base 744 to 3347 and encodes 867 amino acids. Lineage: Eukaryota; Metazoa; Arthropoda; Insecta; Diptera; Drosophilidae. Gene Ontology annotation, molecular function: protein binding. The record is from RefSeq and is a predicted model, not a curated record.